Candida albicans SC5314 is the source of this 1893-nucleotide messenger RNA. RefSeq lists its product as uncharacterized. Gene Ontology annotation, molecular function: protein binding. Gene Ontology annotation, cellular component: nucleus. The transcript has a single exon. The coding region runs from base 1 to 1893 and encodes 630 amino acids. NCBI's taxonomy places the organism in Eukaryota, Fungi, Ascomycota, Pichiomycetes, Serinales, Debaryomycetaceae. The record is from RefSeq and is a predicted model, not a curated record.
AUGUCCACACAAACAGAUAUAUUAAUCACAUACCAGCUAACCUCAAAUAGUAUUGAAUCUUUAAAAUCAGUUGAUGAAUCAGAAUAUUGGAAACGAAAACUCAUUGAAUUGUUAUUAACAAGAUCAAUACACAUUUUCCCCAAUGAUGAAAACUCGACACAAAUAGUUUACGAUCAAAUCUCAAACAAUAGAAUCUCUAUUUUUGGACAAAAAGACCACCCUGGUAAACGAGGUAUCCUUUCUAAAAGCUAUACUAUUUCAGGAUCAGUAUUGUUAACAAUUAAUCCAUUGGCGGCUUAUUAUCAUGAUCGUGCAAAACAACCAGAAUUUAUUGUAAAAUUUGAAAAAGUUCUACAACCCUACAUCACAACUUAUACAAAGACAUUAAAUCAAUAUGAAAAAGGAUUAACAUACCUUAUUAUUAGGGUGUUUCUUGCAUACUUGUAUGAUGAUGAAUUUCAUAAGAAAAUCCCCAAUUUGUGUACUCAUCAAAAAGAAAUCAGAUUCGAUAUAGGCAAACGCCAUUUUUCCGAUAAACUCAAGUUGGGUAUUGUUUCCAGUAUUAAAGACUUCUUGAUAGGUCAUGAAAUUGGACUUACUUUGUUCAAAAAAAACCUCAUCAAAGUAUCAAAAAAGAACUGGAAAUUUAUUGAUGAUUUGGUUGCAAUAGUGUUUAUAAACUACUUCACUUUAUUCAAUUAUCAACGACAAGAACUAGGUAUUGCCCUAGACCCAGACUUUGCCUUGAUAAAUCAUAGUUGUAUUCCAAAUUGUUGUCAAAUUACCAACGAUUGCAAUGAAUUUCAAAUUGUCAGUACAUUACCAAUAAAUAACGGAGAAGAAUUAACUGUCACAUAUGUCUCAUUGGGAAUGCCACGAGAAAUUAGACAGUUUGAAUUAUUUUCCCAAUUUUACUUCCGAUGUCUGUGUAGUCUAUGUGUGCUUGACUAUGAUCCAUUUUUCUGUAUUCAAUGCAAUAAAUGUGGCAAUAAAGUGAAAUCCCCAUCUUUCAAACUAAUUUUAACAUCACCAAAUUUGAUUAUGAGGCAACAUUUGUGUACCAUAUGUUUGAAUAAUUUGAAUCAAUCAAUCUACCCCAAAAAUAUCAAAAUAAGGAAUUUUUUUAUGUCUUUGGUAAUAUUUUCUAGUAAUGGUCUAUCAUUCAACGAUCAAGAUUAUUACCGGUAUUUGAGUAAAGAAUUUGUCAGUUAUAUUGAAAGAUUCACGCUGCAGGAAUUAAUUAGAAUGCUAGUAGAUGGUAUACACCAAUUUGAAAUCCCAGAAAUACGCACGAACCUUGUUAAGGAGCUAAUGGAUGUCGUGAUUCAAGACAAGGCUUUCCCCAUGUAUUCUUUCCCUUUUAGUAUUAUUAUUCGGGAACUAGACUUGGCUGAUAGUGGUAGGCGUAUCAAAUCACUGAAAGACGCAAUUGAUAGAUUAAGAAUCAAACAACAGAGGCUUUUUGGUGUGGAUAUUCCUUCAGACUUGUCAUCAAUGCUAGCAUUUGAUAAUUGCUUGUUUCUAGAUAUGGCAGAUCUUCUAUUUGACAUUAUAAGGUUUAUCAUCAACUCAGAUCUUAAUCCUCAAACUGAUUCAAUCUUAGGUUUAUUCAACGGGAACAGCUUGGGCGUAUUUUGCCAAUGUGCCUUCUAUUUUUACAAGCAAGUAAAGUCAAUUUUCAGUGAAGAGGAAAUAGAAGAUAAGUUGAUUGAAAUCAUGGAGAUUUAUGAUUCUUGGGUGUUGAACCAUAAACUCACAUUAUCGGAAUGUUUAAAAGCCUUAUUUGAGCUUGCAAAUCUAAAUAACAUUGUUGUAAGCGACAAUAAAAUGUCUGUGAAAAAUGCCAUGGGUGAUAUUGUUGAUUUCAGAAUGGAUAGGGAUGAUUUUAUAUGA